AUGGCUGAAAAAUCUCAGACUCCCGACCUUGAGGGAGCUCACAAGCUCGGCAUGGUCGAGUCGGUCACCACUGAUGCGUCGAUGCUGGAUAAGGAGAGCGUGUUGAACGGCAAGCCUUCUCAGAGUAUAGCUGUGCUUCCCAACACGAUCGUUGAAGAGGCGGAUGAAGAAGUGCUCAAGUAUACCGACGCUUCGAUUACCAUCACUCCCGAGGAGAACAAGCGUCUGCUUCGCCUGAUCGACAAGCGUGUUCUUACCAUCAUGCUCGGAACGUAUUUCUGCCAGAGUCUCGACAAGCAGAUUCUCUCGUUUGCUGCCAUCAUGGGAAUCCGCGACGAUCUCAAGCUCAAAGGCCAAGAGUAUAGCUGGCUCUUCACGUGUCUCUACCUCGCUAUUCUCUGCACAGAGGGAUUGCAAAACUACCUGGUCCAACGUCUUCCCAUCAACCGUUGGCUCGGCUUCUGCGUAUUUAGCUGGGGUCUAUCGUGCUGCUUUGUCGCUCUCUGCCACAACUUUACUGGUAUCCUGAUCUUGCGAAUCUUGCUUGGAUGCUUCGAAUGCGUUUGCCAGCCUGCAUUUGUCGCUCUCUCGGCCAUUUGGUACAAGAAGGACGAACAAGCUAGAACAAUUACUCUGUGGUACUGCUGCAAUGGGCUGCAGGCUAUGUUCGGAGGCCUGCUUGGUUUCGCGUUCUAUCAUAUUCAGGGUGCGGCGCUUGCUUCGUGGAGAAUCAUGUUCAUUGUGCUCGGUUUGCUUACCGUUCUGUGGGGAGCCGCGAUCGUCUACAUCCUUCCCACAUCGCCAAUGAAAGCUCGAGGGAUCUCGGCGGAGGACCGCGUCAAGAUUGUCGAGCGAGUUCGCGAGAACCAGACCGGAGUGCAGAACCGCAAGUUUAAAUUGGAGCACGUUUGGGAAGCCGUUAAGGAUCCUCAAGCUUGGUGUCUCUUCCUGAUCAACCUGCUCAACACGAUCCCAACUGGCGGUUUGGGGUCGUACGGAAAUAUCAUCAUCAAAGACAACCUUGGCUUUUCGGUGCUUCAAACGAAUCUCCUGGGUCUUGCUCAGGGCUCGUUUCAGAUCUUUGUGCUUUUGCUCGCCGCUUGGGUUGCCAAGAAGUGGAACCAGACAAUUCUGACGGCGGUGCUCUUCACUGUGCCCAACAUUAUCUCGGCCGUUCUUUUUCUUACCGUGCCCAACAACAAGUCGCACGCCGGCGGUCUGCUGUUUGCCUUCUACAUGACGAUUUGCCUCCAGGCGCAGGCAACACUGUCCUUCUCGCUGCUCAGCCGAAAUGUCGGCGGACAAACCAAGAGAGGUGUUGUCACAGCCUUGACUUUUGCCGGUUGGGCGAUUGGAAACUCAGCUGGUCCUCAGCUCUUUCAGGCGAAGGAUAAGCCGCUUUACAGGCAGGCAUUCAUUGGGCAGCUUGGUUGCUAUGUCGCCUCAAUUCUCGUCCUUUUGGCUCUGCGAAUGUACUACAUGCAGCAGAACCGCCAGAAGCGACGCGCCAACAAUGUUCUCAAGGGACGCCCCGAGGACGCAGAAGAUGAGAUCGACCUCUCACAGGCUUUCCUCGACUUGACCGACAAGCAGAACAUCAACUUCCGAUACAGCUAUUGA
Molecule: messenger RNA, 1620 nt
Organism: Mycosarcoma maydis (corn smut)
Lineage: Eukaryota; Fungi; Basidiomycota; Ustilaginomycetes; Ustilaginales
Exons: 2
Coding region: 1-1620 (539 amino acids)
Biological process (GO): transmembrane transport
Cellular component (GO): membrane
Molecular function (GO): transmembrane transporter activity
Source: RefSeq, a predicted model, not a curated record